This is a messenger RNA of Trematosphaeria pertusa, 1074 nucleotides long. RefSeq names its product NAD(P)-binding protein. NCBI's taxonomy places the organism in Eukaryota, Fungi, Ascomycota, Dothideomycetes, Pleosporales, Trematosphaeriaceae. The record is from RefSeq and is a predicted model, not a curated record. Bases 1 to 1074 code for a protein of 357 amino acids. Gene Ontology annotation, cellular component: cytoplasm. Gene Ontology annotation, molecular function: nucleotide binding; oxidoreductase activity. The transcript has 4 exons. Gene Ontology annotation, biological process: NADPH regeneration.
AUGGCGCCCCGUAAGCUCCGCGUCGCAGUCGCAGGCCUCGGCCGCAUGGGCGCCCGCCACGCCAUAAACUUCCUGGACAGGACUCCCCGCGCCCACCUCGUCGCCGCCUUCUCCCCCGACGCCAAAGAACUCCAGUGGGGAAAAGAGCACCUCGAACCGUACGGCGUGACUCUCUACGACGACUACGAUAAGAUGAUCCUGCACGAGGGGCUGGAGGCUGUGGUGAUCGGGACUGCGACGAGUGUGCACGCUGAGGAGGCGAUCAAGGCUAUGGAGAAGGAUCUGCACGUGCUGUGUGAGAAGCCGCUGAGCACGAGUGUCGACGUGUGCAAGCAAGUAGUCGAGGAGGCAAAGAAACGGCCGCAUCUCACGGUUAUGUGCGGCUUCAGUCGCCGGUUUGAUGACAGCUACCGCGACGCUUAUGCUAAAGUAGAGAAGGGCCUCAUCGGCCGCCCGACUAUUCUCCGCUCCCAGACAUGUGAUGUGCAUGAUCCCUCCGGCUUCUUCGUCGACUACGCCGCCUGGUCCGGCGGCGUCUUCGUCGACAUGUCCGUCCACGACAUAGAUCUCACACUCCUAUUCUUCGGCCCCUCCAUCAUCCCCAAACGCAUAUCCGCGCACGGCCUCAUCGCCGUGCAACCCGGCCUCGCCCAGCACAGCGACGUCGACAACGCGAUCGGCAUCGUGGAAUUCCACUCCGGCCAAAUCGCGUACUACUACUGCUCGCGGAUGAUGGCGCACGGGCAGGAAGACGUGACAGAGGUAAUCGGCACCUUGGGCAAAGUGAGCGUGAACCUAAAUCCGCAGGACUCGCUGGUGAACUUGUACCACGAGGGGGGCGUUACGCGGGGCGUGCCGCGGGACUACUAUGGCCGGUUUGAGGGCGCGUUUGUGCGGGAGGCGAAUGAGUUUACGCGGGCGUGCUUGGAGGGCGGGGAGGUGCGCGGGGCGAGUGAGUUGCGGAAUGCGGUGACGGCGGUGCAGAUUGGGGCGUGGUUGCAGGAGGCGAUGCGGACGGGGAGGCAGAUUUGCUUUGAUGAGGAGGGGCGGAGGGUGGAGAGGGCGGGGUUGUAG